AAAAGCCAAAGUCAUCACACGUUUUUGAGUUUGCAUAUUUGUUUACAAGGUUUCAAGAUGCCACCCACAGAACAGGCAGAAACAAAACCUAUUCCAAAGGUGGACACUAAGAUUUCCAAGGUUGUGGUCCAUCCUUUGGUGCUUUUAAGUGUGGUAGAUCAUUUUAAUCGUAUGGGAAAAGUCGGAAAUGUCAAAAGAGUCGUCGGUGUGCUGCUUGGUUCUAACAGACAAGGCGUCUUGGAUGUGUCAAAUAGUUUUGCAGUUCCAUUUGAUGAAGAUGACAAAGACAAAACAGUGUGGUUUUUGGAUCAUGAUUAUUUGGAAAACAUGUAUGCCAUGUUUAAAAAAGUCAAUGGUAAGAUAUCAAGAAAAAGUGUUGGUUGGUAUCACACUGGACCAAAGCUAAAUCAGAAUGACAUUGCCAUCAAUGAACUGAUGCGGCGGUACUGUCCUAACUCAGUACUGGUUGUAAUAGAUGCGAAACCAAAGGACCUAGGACUCCCUACAGAAGCAUACUAUUCUGUUGAAGAAGUUCAUGACGAUGGAACACCAACUUCCAAAACCUUUGAGCACAUUCCCAGUGAGAUUGGAGCAGAAGAGGCAGAAGAAGUUGGAGUUGAGCAUUUAUUAAGGGACAUUAAGGACACAACAGUGGGCACAUUAUCACAGCGUGUUACAAGCCAGCUUAUGGGUCUUAAGGGUCUGAACCUUCACAUUAAUGACAUUGGAUCAUACCUGGAGAAAGUGGCAUCAGGACAGCUGCCAAUCAACCACCAAAUCAUAUACCAGCUACAGGACGUGUUCAACCUCCUACCAGAUGUCAACCUGCAGCAGUUUGUCAAGGCAGUGUAUGUGAAAACCAAUGAUCAGAUGUUGGUUGUAUACGUGGCCUCCCUUAUCAGAUCUGUCAUAGCCCUACAUAACCUGAUCAACAACAAACUACAGAACCGUGACGCCGAGAAAAGUGAAGGAAAGGAUUCAAACAAGGACAAAAAGAAAGACAAGGAAGAAAAGGGAGAUGGUGAUAAGAAGAAAGAUGGAGACAAAGAUAAGAAAAAGGAUGAUGACAAGAAAGACACUGACAAAAAAGACGCAAAGAAGGAAUCAUCUAGUAGUAAAGGAGCAAAGAAGUGAAAUUGAUCAAUUCGGACAAAGACGAUUUGUACUGGAGAGUGCUCUCUGGUUACUCUGGACAAACUCAUUAUUUGGAAGGCAAUGUUUGAGUGCAAAGAAUGAAAUGUGACAGCUUUGUUGUGAAUGUAAUUUACUUUACUCCACCGGAUUCCAGAGUUGAGUGUUCAGCUGAAAGUUUACGGAGUGCUGAAAAUGAGUUCCUUACUAUAAGGGUCACAUCUGAGACCGGUACCUGACAAGGGUGAGAAAUAAACUUUCUAACAGACUGGACACAACAGUUUCCCGUUAUUUGAAAUGAUGCAGAUAAAGAAAAGACAUUAAGACUUGCAUAUCCUACAGUGACCCAAAUCUGUUUUGGCAGUAAAAUUCAUUGAUCACUAACUGCACGUUGAGUAAUAACCAGUUCCAACUCAUUUACUUGAUUUCUGAAAGAUUCUCAACAUAAAAGACAAAAGCAAAUUAUGUAAUAUUCCAACUGUUUAUUAUAAACUUUAUAUGCAACAGAAAUAAAACAUCUGAAAAACCAUUUCACUGGUACAUAAAACUGAUAUUUCCGACUAAUAAUAUUGCGUAGACAUUAA
Liolophura sinensis is the source of this 1715-nucleotide messenger RNA. Its product is annotated as 26S proteasome non-ATPase regulatory subunit 7-like. Gene Ontology annotation, cellular component: proteasome regulatory particle; proteasome complex. The transcript has 6 exons. Gene Ontology annotation, biological process: proteasome-mediated ubiquitin-dependent protein catabolic process. NCBI's taxonomy places the organism in Eukaryota, Metazoa, Mollusca, Polyplacophora, Chitonida, Chitonidae. Bases 58 to 1134 code for a protein of 358 amino acids. Gene Ontology annotation, molecular function: protein binding; metallopeptidase activity. The record is from RefSeq and is a predicted model, not a curated record.